AUGUAUUGCACGCCUCGAUUCGAAUGCUCCCAACGCGGCGGCCGGAGGCUCUGCAUCGGCGAGUACAAAUUCAACCGCCACAGCUCCAGUCGGGGCCUGAAGUCUAGAUGGAACUGCAACAGAACCAGCUACGGCUGCAAGGCGACCGUCAUCACCUACGAAGACGUAGUUGUUAAGGUUAUGUACGAUCAUAACCACUACCAGUUCCCUCGAACGUAUGCACACUCAAUUUUGACUCGUGCCGUUACACUUUUAGAGCCGCAGCCGGUGUUCACGAAGUCCCGCUUCGGGAAGCCGGUGAUCCAGAUCGGCGCUUACCGUUUCAACAAAUGCAGCGGCAGGGGAGGGCCCCGAGCACGCUACGUCUGCGUGAAGGCGUGCUACGGGUGCCGUGCGACGAUCAUCACGCUGAAUGACGAAAUAGUUUCGUUUUGCCGAGAGCACAACCAU
Molecule: messenger RNA, 450 nt
Organism: Iphiclides podalirius (scarce swallowtail)
Lineage: Eukaryota; Metazoa; Arthropoda; Insecta; Lepidoptera; Papilionidae
Source: the annotation of a GenBank genome assembly